AACGGUGCAACAUUCUGAAUGGCGGCAGUGGCAGCGGCAGCGGGUGCUAAGCGUUAAAGCUUCCAAAUUCCGAUAGCUGAUUCUUAACUCACCAAAACCAAAUGGCUCUUGUUUCAUAGUAAUCGAAAACCAAACGACACAGUUUAAUGGAUCUCCCACCUCAAUUUUCCUCCACCCUAAACCCUAACCCUCACCCAAGUCCCAACGUUUUCUUGGACCCAACCACCGAUUCAAUCCCAAAUCUCCUCCAGAACCCCAACUCCACCACCUUGAGCCACUACCUCUCUUUCUCCGUCCCCAAGAAGCGCCGUCGCGGCCGCUCUCAGCGCAAUCCAGCUUCGUUUCGCCUUCCUCUCACCCUGCCCACCGACUCUCCGUCUUCCUCUUCCUCCCGAGCCCCCGCCUCCGACGAAAUUAUCGUAAUAAACAAAGAACCCAAAACCGAAGCGCUAAUCGCCCUCAGCGCCGGUUUUCCGGCGGACUCCCUGACGGAGGAGGAGAUCGACGCUGCCGUGCUGCCGGUCAUCGGCGGCAUCGAGCAGGUAAACUACACUCUCAUUCGGAACCACAUCAUUGCAAAAUGGCGCGAAAACGUGUCCAAUUGGGUGAGUAAGAAAACCUUCCUGGAUUACAUUCCGCAACAUUACCACGCGCUUUUGGACUCCGCAUAUAAUUACCUUGUCUCGCAUGGUUACAUCAAUUUCGGAGUGGCCUCUCCCAUCAAGGAGAAGAUUCCGUCGGAGGCGAGCAAGCCGUCGGUGAUUAUCGUCGGCGCCGGGCUCGCCGGGCUGGCUGCGGCUCGGCAGCUUAUGCGGUUUGGGUUCAAGGUGACGGUGUUGGAAGGGCGGAAGCGCGCCGGUGGUCGUGUUUAUACGAAGAAGAUGGAGGGAGGGAAUAGGCUGUGUGCUGCUGCAGAUUUGGGUGGUAGUGUGCUGACGGGUACGUUGGGGAAUCCCCUUGGGAUUGUGGGGAGGCAGUUGGGUGAGUUGCUUCAUAAGGUGAGGGAUAAGUGUCCCCUUUAUUGCGUGGACGGGAGGCCGGUUGAUCCGGACACGGAUGUGAAGGUGGAGUCUGCGUUUAAUCGUAUGCUCGACAAAGCGAGUAGGUUGAGGCAGUUGAUGGGGGAGGUCUCGGUGGAUGUGUCUCUUGGAGCGGCACUCGAGACGUUUCAGCAAGUGUUUAAGGACUCGGUGAGUGAUGAGGAGUUGAGUUUGUUCAAUUGGCAUCUUGCUAAUUUGGAGUAUGCGAAUGCGGGGUUGUUGUCAAAUCUUUCCCUUGCAUUUUGGGACCAGGAUGAUCCUUAUGAUAUGGGGGGAGAUCAUUGUUUUUUGCCUGGGGGAAAUGGGAAGCUGGUUCAGGCUUUGGCAGAGAAUGUGCCAAUUUUGUAUGAGAAAACUGUGCAUACGAUUAGGUACAGUGGUGAUGGAGUGCAGGUGAUUGCAGGGAAUCAGGUGUUUGAGGGUGAUAUGGCUUUGUGCACUGUUCCAUUAGGUGUAUUGAAGAAAGGAUCUAUCAAGUUUAUACCAGAGUUGCCUCAGAGGAAGCUUGAUGGGAUAAAAAGGUUGGGGUUUGGUCUGCUGAAUAAGGUUGCCAUGCUUUUUCCUCAUGUGUUUUGGGAGCUGGAUCUUGACACAUUUGGACAUCUUUCUGAUGAUCCAAGUCGUCGUGGGGAAUUUUUUUUGUUUUACAGUUAUGCAACAGUUGCUGGUGGUCCCCUGUUGAUUGCUUUAGUGGCAGGGGAAGCUGCUCAUAAGUUUGAGAGCAUGCCCCCCACAGAUGCAGUCACACGGGUUCUUCAAAUUCUCAAGGGUAUAUAUGAACCAAAAGGAAUCAAUGUUCCUGAGCCAAUCCAAACUGUCUGUACUAGAUGGGGUAGUGAUCCCUUCUGCUUUGGUUCUUACUCCAAUGUUGCAGUUGGAGCUUCUGGUGAUGACUACGAUAUUUUAGCAGAAAGUGUAGGAGAUGGUAGGCUUUUCUUUGCUGGGGAAGCAACCACUAGACGCUAUCCUGCUACUAUGCACGGGGCUUUCCUAAGUGGUCUAAGAGAAGCUGCAAAUAUGGCCCACCAUGCUAAUAUUCGAACACUGAAGGUGAAAAUUGACAAGGCCCCUUCAAAUGCUCAUUCUUGUGCUUCCGUUCUUGCAGAUUUAUUUAGAGAACCUGAUAUAGAAUUUGGGAGCUUUUCUAUCAUUUUUGCUCAUAAGAAUACGGACCCCAAGUCACCAGCAAUCUUGAGGGUAACAUUUAGUGAGGCUAGAAAGAAAUGUAAUGAAGUUGCGAAACAAGACCAACAACACUCUAAUAAAUUACUUUUUCAGCAGCUUCAGUCACAUUUUAAUCAACAACAACAGCUUCAUGUUUACACAUUACUGACAAGACAACAGGUUCUUGACCUAAGAGAGGUAAGAGGUGGUGAUGAAAUGAGAUUGAAUUACCUCUGUGAAAAGCUAGGAGUUAAACUAGUCGGAAGAAAAGGAUUGGGGGUGAAUGCUGAUUCUGUCAUUGAUUUCAUAAAAAGUGAGAGGGGCAAUCGUAAGCCUGUUUCAACCUCUUUGGCUCUUAAACCAGGGGUGUCAUCAAAGCUGAAGGCAGGCAUUAUGAAGCGCAAGUUAAUAAGACGGGCAAAAGUGGUGAGGAAAAGCAAUGGAUCCAUAGAUGUGGGGAGUGCCAACAAAUUAUCAGAAGAGGUUAAGAUGACAGAUCUAGUGCUUCCUGAUUUAACUCUUUCAGGGACCAAUCAAAGUGACUUGAGCAAUCCAUAAAUGCGGAUGGUCGUCUUUCACCAGGAGAAAGAAUAAGAUGCCCAAUGCUCUUAAUGGAUUGUCAGGUGUCUUUCCUAGAUUCUUGGGGUCUGGCUUACCGUUUCUUAAUGAAUUAUAAUUUGAAAGAAAAUGUGAGAGCGAGCCUUGCACAUAGGUGCGGAUAAGUAAGGUUGCUUCCUUGUAACCUUGAAGUCACAGGUUCGAGUGCUGGAAAAGACGUCUCCAUUUGCAAGGGCAUGGAUUCGUACAUAUUCUUGCCAUACUUCACUAGGUGGGAGCCGUAUUCACAGUACUAAUUUUGUAUAGAUAGAAUUGAAAGUAGUAGUAAAUAUAUUAAUGUAACUGAAAAUAUCAUUUAUUGCCAAGAUCCUGAUGACAAA
This is a messenger RNA of Vigna umbellata (rice bean), 3142 nucleotides long. RefSeq names its product protein FLOWERING locus D-like protein (gene FLD). Lineage: Eukaryota; Viridiplantae; Streptophyta; Magnoliopsida; Fabales; Fabaceae. Gene Ontology annotation, molecular function: protein binding; oxidoreductase activity. The record is from RefSeq and is a predicted model, not a curated record.